AUGCUGUUCCUGCCACUGGAAGAGGACUCUAUAGUGUUCCGUUUGUGUCUCUAUUAUGGUGUUAUUGUGGUAAUACUAGAGCUCAUUAUACCUCUUCUCUUUCAUCGUCGAGUGCGCAUCAAGAUUCCGCAUAUGGCGUUACAUGCGCCUGGAGUUCCGCUAUCCUCUCAUGAGUUCCAACAGCGUCGAUUAGUACUGCAGCAACAGAUAACAGCACUGCAACGAGCUCUCGCUGAGACACCGGUUGAAUCACCACAGAAGAAGAAGCAAUGCUCAAGCGUGGAUACUACUAAGAAUGGACUAGUAGCUUCUCCUUUGCUCAAUGCCAACGUCAUCACUGAUGGUGACGAGACCGAGCUCCUCACGGAAGAGAAGCAAUGGAAGAAUUGCGAUAUCUCGAUCGCCUCUUGCUGCUGA
Messenger RNA from Peronospora belbahrii, 417 nucleotides. Lineage: Eukaryota; Oomycota; Peronosporomycetes; Peronosporales; Peronosporaceae. The record is from the annotation of a GenBank genome assembly.